AUGGCGACCGUGCACCCGUCACGUAUGGCUCUUAUCCCACAAGAUAUGCGGGAAACACGGAACGACAGAGACAGAAGAAGGAAUCGCUCGCCAUCACCUCGGAGGUCUCGUCGCAGCCCUUCUCCUCGGCGGAAUAGGAGCAGGGAAAGAUACAUGGAUGGAGGAAGGGAUGGAGGAAGGGGGAGAGACUCGGGCUACGAUCGUAACCGACGUAAUGGGAGGGAAAACAGCAGGGAACGAGGCCGCGACGACCAUCGUGCCUCCGAACCUCGCAGAGCGAGUCCGGAAUACGAUGACUACAGGCGGCCUCCUCCACCCUCGGGAGGAGAUGCACCGGCAACAUGGAAGCCGCUUGAUACUUACUCUAUACGCCCGUACUAUCAGGGCGGCGGAGCCGAUUUCUUAGAAGACCGGCGUAUUCAACGAGAAAAUCGAAUAGUCAACCCUUGGCCAGCGUCACCGAAGGAACCGGCUCGAGAACUGUCUCCGAAGAGAAGCAAAAAGUCCAGCAGAAAGUCAAAGCGGCAAAGGUCUUCAUCACCAAGCUCAUCAGAUGACUCGGAAGAGGAGAGGAGGUGCCGAGACCGGAAAGAACGGAAACGUGCCCAGAGGAAGCAGAAGGAAGAGAGGAGAGACAAGAAACGCAGUCGUCAUCACGAGGAGGAUGACCGCGAGGAUGACCGCGAGAGGCAUCAUCGACAUCGCAGUCAAAGUCGAAGCAAGAGUGCCCUUCCAGUCUCUCUCAGCCCUAGCCCCAGCCCCAGUCGCAGUGCCAGCCCGGCUCGCAUGGUCGUCGAUAAGCAUGCCCACCCUUCCACGAAGAAAUCCCGUCAUUCAUCGAAGGUGGAUGAUGACGACUCAGGGGACGAAGUGGGCCCUAAGCCCAUUGUCGUCAAAAACACCACCAAGAAGAUCGACGAGCGUGCCUACGGUGGUGCCCUUCUCCGCGGAGAAGGCAGUGCGAUGGCGGCGUUCUUGCAGGACGGCACAGAGACGCGUAUUCCGCGCCGUGGUGAAAUUGGCCUAACGUCGGAUGAGAUUGCCCAGUUCGAGGAUGUUGGUUAUGUUAUGAGUGGAAGCAGGCAUAGGAGGAUGAAUGCGGUGCGUAUGAGGAAGGAAAACCAGGUCAUCAGCGCGGAGGAGAAGAGGGGUAUACUCAAACUGCAGAAGGAGGAGAAGGCGAGACGAGAGGCGAUUCUGAGGGAGGAAUUCAGCGAGCUGGUCAACGAGAGGUUGAAGGCGAGCUCGAGCCAGGCGCCACCGAAGUAA
Molecule: messenger RNA, 1269 nt
Organism: Cyclocybe aegerita
Lineage: Eukaryota; Fungi; Basidiomycota; Agaricomycetes; Agaricales; Hemipholiotaceae
Source: the annotation of a GenBank genome assembly